CUUCUCUACUUCCAAGUUCCAAGUCCCAACAACGCUCUCGCUCUCUCUCUUCCGGAGAAGCACCGGUCAGUGGUGCUGCCGUCUGCCACCCCUCCCACCACCACCACCACCCAUCUCCCUCCGCCCUUCUCCCCUCUUUCCGUUCUUUUCCAUACGACUCAAAAGACAGACGGUUUGCCCUUAUUCUUCUCCAUUCUAACCCCAAAGUACAAUCUGUAGAACUGUGUCAUCUUCUGUGUGCCAAAUUGUUCAUGAAAUUUUCGCUCUGCCAUGGACUUCGGGGUUUCAGACAGCAGUGGAACAGAUGACGACCUUCCUCCUCCACAUCAGAACAAAUUCCGAAGUGGGGGACCUGGUACUGGGAACGGGAGAACAAUGGCAGUCGGCAAUGCUCCAUUCCCUCGAAUUCAAAAUGACAUGGAGACACAGAUCCACCUUAUAGAACAAGAAGCAUAUAGCUCGGUUCUGCGAGCCUUUAAAGCUCAAUCUGAUGCCAUCACUUGGGAGAUGGAAAGUUUGAUAACAGAUCUUAGGAAGGAGCUGAGAGUGUCGGAUGAAGAACACAGAAAGCUUCUAUCUAAGGUUAAUGCCGAUGACAUCAUCAGAAGGAUCAGGGAAUGGAGGAAGACAAACGGGCUUCAACCUGGCAUGCUCAAUAGUCCUACUGCUUCUGCAUCACGUAAGAAACAGAAGACAUCCCAAUCUGGGCCUUCGUUAUCCGUGGGUCCACCACCUCCGGCACUGCACCAGCCAAUGCCGCCAUCUUCCUCAGCCUUGAACCGUUGCCCUGGUUCAGGAAUGAGGGGAAAGAAACCACAAUCUUAUGGUUCAGCAGGUUUCACCGGCAGGGAUCAAGUUCCUAAGCAGGGGUUUGGUGGUGCAUUUAGUGCAAACGGAGUGGAUGAAGACAACAGCUCUGAUCCUUUGAUCGGAAGGAAGGUUUGGACAAGAUGGCCCGAAGACAAUAACUUCUAUGAGGCUGUUAUAACAGACUUCAAUCCCGUCGAGGGACGUCAUGCUCUCGUAUAUGAUGCCAAUACCCCAAAUGAAGCUUGGGAGUGGGUUAAUCUUAGAGAGAUAUCUCCAAAUGAUAUUCGCUGGAAAUGGGAGGAUGUCGGCAUUUCUCAUAGAGGUGGCCGAAGUGGAUCUAGUCGAGGGAUGAAGAAUCCUACAGCCCGUGGUGGGACCACUGCAGGUUCUGGAAGAGGUAGAGUGAUUUCAAAGGGUCAGUCCAAGAAAGAACUACCUCCAUUGCAAAAUAACGUUGCAAAGAAGCCGUUGCAUGAUAUCGAAAUACUCCACACCGAUACCCUUGUUAAGGAGAUAGACAAAGUGUUCAGUUCAAGCAAGGCGGAUCCGAUGGACAUUGAGAAGGCCAGAAAAGUGCUAAAAGAUCAUGAACAAGCCCUUGUGGAUGCUAUCGCAAAGCUUGAAGGCACGUCGGAUGGUGAAAGUGACAGGGAAGACCGGGAUCAGUUAUCACAUCUGCAAAAGCAAUCAGUUGAGAUGGGAAAAAUAUCGAGAAAACAUGAAGUGGGUGAAGGUUCGGAUGGCAAUAAGGUGGCUAUGGAGACAAGAGAUGGACUUAAUCAGCCAAAUGGGGGCCAAGACAUGCAAUAACUGUAUGUACUUGGCUACCCCUUUCAAUCAUGUGGUGUACCAUAUCUGAUAUCUCACAUUUUGUGAUUAGCUAUAUUGAUGAUAACAGCUAGAUUUGGUUAUCUUGUUCAUCUUACUGGUAACAAUCAAAAUCCUUGUAAUCUAAUGUAUCUUAUGAUUUCAACAUUUCAAAGAUUGUUAAAUCUCUCUGUUUCUUGGCAUAUUCAGUAAUUAUACUCCUGCUUGUAUCU
Cynara cardunculus var. scolymus (artichoke) is the source of this 1850-nucleotide messenger RNA. Its product is annotated as protein EMSY-LIKE 3-like. Lineage: Eukaryota; Viridiplantae; Streptophyta; Magnoliopsida; Asterales; Asteraceae. The record is from RefSeq and is a predicted model, not a curated record. The transcript is spliced from 11 exons. Gene Ontology annotation, cellular component: nucleus. Gene Ontology annotation, biological process: defense response to fungus. Bases 271 to 1620 code for a protein of 449 amino acids.